Molecule: messenger RNA, 1720 nt
Organism: Helianthus annuus (common sunflower)
Lineage: Eukaryota; Viridiplantae; Streptophyta; Magnoliopsida; Asterales; Asteraceae
Product: acetylornithine aminotransferase, chloroplastic/mitochondrial
Exons: 5
Coding region: 144-1541 (465 amino acids)
Biological process (GO): arginine metabolic process
Cellular component (GO): chloroplast stroma
Molecular function (GO): pyridoxal phosphate binding; identical protein binding; transaminase activity
Source: RefSeq, a predicted model, not a curated record
CAUUUUGUAGAAGUGUGAAAAGGCCUAGGAAAGUUUUGUGCAGCCUAACACUUGAUGGUCCUUAAGCCUAAAUGUGAUGUAAAGUCGAAUACAACAUAACUUUGGAAUCCCACCUCAAGAGCUUUCACAGCUGUAAACCCACAAUGUCAUCAGUUUUCAAUUUAUGCAACCCUGUAUUCUUCGCAAAUCGUUAUAACAAUCUUAAUGCAAAGCCUCACAAUGCUAGAUACAAGAUUCAUGUAACGAGUUCUCGUAGAACCGAGUUACGGGAGCAGCUAACGACCGAGUUAGGGGAACAACGGGCUGUUAAUACGCUGGUCAGUCAGGAGGAUGUGAUUAACGAUGAUAAAGAAGUUAUAGUUGGGACAUAUGGUAGAACUCCUCUUGUGCUUACAAGUGGAAAGGGGUGUAAGUUGUAUGAUAUUGAUGGUAAAGAGUAUAUUGAUCUCACCUCGGGUAUUGCUGUUAACGCUUUGGGCCAUGGGGAUCCCGAUUGGGUUCGGGCGGUUACCGAUCAGGCGAAUGUGCUUGCGCAUGUUAGCAACAUAUAUUACACUGUUCCGCAGGUGAAUCUUGCUCGACGUCUUGUUGCUAGUUCAUUUGCAGAUCGUGUUUUUUUCUCCAACUCAGGAACAGAAGCAAAUGAAGCUGCUAUUAAGUUCUCACGGAAAUUCCAAAGGUUUUCACACCCGAAUAAGGUGGACCCACCUACGGAGUUUAUCUCGUUCACCAACAGUUUCCACGGAAGGACAAUCGGUUCACUUGCGUUGACCAGCAAGGAACAUUACAGAACACCUUUUGAGCCUGUGAUGCCAGGUGUUACUUUCUUGAAAUACGGUGACAUUGAGGCUGUUCAAGAGUUAUUAUCUAGUGGCAAAAUCGCUGCAGUGUUUGUGGAACCUAUUCAGGGUGAAGGUGGAAUAUACGGUGCUACAAAAGAGUUCUUGAAAUCGUUACGUAGUGCUUGUGAUAAAGCUGGAUCUCUGCUGGUUUUUGAUGAGGUUCAAUGUGGGUUGGGUCGAACCGGUUAUCUUUGGGCCCAUGAAGCUUAUGAUGUAACCCCCGAUAUAAUGACUCUUGCCAAGCCUCUAGCUGGUGGUUUACCAAUAGGAGCUACACUAGUGACCGAAAGAGUCAACGAAGCCAUCAACAACGGGGAUCACGGAAGCACGUUUGCAGGCGGGCCUCUUGUAUGCGCUGCUGCAAUCGCGGUCUUUGAUAAAGUGUCAGACCCUAGCUUUUUAGCCGAAGUCACCAAAAAAGGCGACUACUUGAAAAACUUGUUGAAGAAAAAACUACAAGGAAACAAACACGUGAAAGAAAUACGAGGUUUUGGUCUUAUUGUUGGAAUCGAGCUGGAUGUUGCUGCAACCCCGCUUGUUGAUGCUUGUCGAGAAUCCGGGCUUUUGAUUUUGACAGCUGGAAAAGGAGACGUUGUUAGACUGGUCCCGCCAUUGAUAAUCUCGGAGCAGGAACUUGAUUCUUCCGUUGAGAUCAUAUAUAAAUGCUUGCAUGUUCUUGACGAGAAGAGUUCUAACUAGAGGUGCAAUGGGUUAUGAAGGGGUAGUUUUGUCAUUUCAAAUAUUGGGUAUGCAGAUCAUCCCCUCAUUUAGAUAUAUUUAUGUUUUAUGAGGUUUAAACUUUGUGAAUCAUGUAUAGUCUGCAGUGUAGUGUUUGUUUAUAUGGCUUGAAUCAAUGUUGAUGUCUAGGGUUUGUUUCA